AUGGAAUACCAUUCUUCCAUAGAAAAUUUGGAUGAAGAUGGAUAUACUCAAUUAGACUUCAGCUCUUGCAAUAUCAUCAGGAAAUCUGUGGUCGCAGAGAAAGGAUUUUGUGCUGCAUCUCCUCGUUGGCGUCCCAUUGCUGUGACUUUUGGAAUUUUAUGCUUGGUAAUGCUGGUGAUAACUGUGGUCCUGUGUACCAUGGCUAUCUGGAGACCCAGUUCAGGCAACAACAUGUUGGAGAAUAACAGCUUUCAAUCAAGAAAGAAAGAGAACCACAGUCAACCCACACAAUCAUCUUUAGCAGAGAAUGUGGCUCCUACCAAGGCUCUCACGACCACAGGAGUUCUUUCUAGCUCUUGUCCCCCUAACUGGAUCACACAUCAGAAUAGCUGUUAUCUAUUUAGCACAUCAUUAGAUUCCUGGGAUACAAGUAAAAGACGGUGCUUGCAACUGGGCUCAAAUCUCCUGAAGAUAGACAGCUUAAAAGAGUUGGAAUUUAUAUCUAGGCAAGUGUCUUCCCAACCUGACCAUGCAUUUUGGAUAGGGCUUUCUCGCCGUCAGACUGAAGAACCAUGGCUCUGGGAUGAUGGUUCAACGUUGUUGUCUAACUUGUUUCAAAUCAGAAGAACAGUUACCAAACAAGACUCAUCUCACAUUUGUGUAUGGAUUCAUGGGUCAGUCAUUUACGACCAGCUUUGUAGUGUGCCUUCAUACAGUAUUUGUGAGAAGAAGCUGUCAAUAUAA
Messenger RNA from Mesoplodon densirostris (Blainville's beaked whale), 744 nucleotides. RefSeq names its product C-type lectin domain family 7 member A-like. Gene Ontology annotation, molecular function: pattern recognition receptor activity; (1->3)-beta-D-glucan binding. Gene Ontology annotation, cellular component: cell surface. Lineage: Eukaryota; Metazoa; Chordata; Mammalia; Artiodactyla; Ziphiidae. The record is from RefSeq and is a predicted model, not a curated record. The transcript is spliced from 6 exons. The coding region runs from base 1 to 744 and encodes 247 amino acids. Gene Ontology annotation, biological process: cellular response to molecule of fungal origin; positive regulation of cell migration; positive regulation of cytokine production involved in inflammatory response.